GUUCUGAUAUCUCCGCAAAAGAGUCAGCCUCGUACUCUGGGGGAAUUCCUGGUCCUACCCUUCUGGGAAUGAUCUCGCCCACACUUCGGGGCGGGGCUGAGGCGCUUCCCGGCUCCACUUAACUCCUCGUCAAUUCAACGGAGACGCGGGAAAAUGGCGGAGUCCCGUUUUAGGCCUCCGGGGAGGUCCUUCAGCGAAGCCGGAUCCGGUGCCCCUGUGAACUCCAAGGGUAAAGGGAGAAGAGUGCCAGCUGGAAGAAUAGUAGAGUCUCGGUAUUUGCAAUGUGAAAAGAAAAAAGUUGUUAAGGUACUUGCAGCAGAUACUUCAGUCAACAGUUCCAGUGGAAAACAGAUUGAAAGUGGAAAAAAAUCUAAUGUGUCUCAAAAAGGUAGCAAAGAUAAUAAUCAGAUUGAAAAGAAUGAUUUGCAAUCAACUCUGUUAGAUGGACACAGAACUGCACCUCCUGAUCUGGAUCUUUCUGCUAUUAAUGAUAAAAGUAUCAAGAGAAGGACUCCACAAUUAGCCAGUAAAGCUAAUACAGGACAAAUUUCCAACACCAAAAAACCACAACCAUCAAAAAAUCGCAACAUAGUUUCCCCAGAAGAUAUCAGAAAGAUGGAGUCACAGACAUUACUUCUAACCCUUCUGACAGUGAAGAUGAAUAAACGUGUUGCUGUAACAAAAGAAAAAGCAGAAAAAAAUCUCAUCAUGCUAUGUGAAGAAAAGGACAGAGUGCAAAAAAAAGUGCAGGAAUUAAAACGCAAACUUCUGUUCCAUCAGAAAGAACAGGAAAUGGUGGACACACUUGCUACUCAGAGUGAAUUGCUUGCUCCCUUUGUGGCAAUGUCUGAGAGUUUUAAGAAGGAUUAUAAAACUUUUGCAACUGCACUGGACUCUACUAGACAUGAAUUACCUGUGAAAUCCAUUCACAUGGAAGGAGAUAGGGACAAAUUUUUAGAUGAUUUACAGCACCAACUAUCUAUCACACAAAACUUGUUGGCAGAAGUUACAACUGACCAAGUAGGGCAGCAUGCUAAAGUAUUUGACGUGUUGGAUGAAUUUAAAGAAGUAGUGAAAAAAAAGGAUCUAGAACUCAAAAGGAGCUUUGCCCACGUGCUUAACUUAUCCUCAGAAGUCAGUAAAGAAGCUGCCUUAACUAACCAAGAAGUCUGGGAAGAGACUCAAGGGACACAGAAUCUAAGCCAAUGGUAUUUUAAUCAACAGCAUUCAGAGGAUGCUCCAAAAGACAACUGAAGGCUCAAUGGGUACUUAUGUUUUUAGGUUUAUCACAUCAACAAUAAGUUGUCUCUGACACAUUUUUGCUGCGUUUGUUUUCUUAUAUUUUUUCUACCAUAUGCAUAAAUAGUUGAGUACUGUUGACAACACAUUUUGUCUUUUUGGGACAUUCAGAACACAUAGCACUUUAAAUCAAUGUGUAUUAAAUAAAUGCUUUUGUCUUCUAUUAUGUGAGAGAUUUGGGGUGUUAAAAAUAAAAGUUCCUGACAUGAAA
Antechinus flavipes (yellow-footed antechinus) is the source of this 1510-nucleotide messenger RNA. RefSeq names its product HAUS augmin like complex subunit 8 (gene HAUS8). Bases 154 to 1254 code for a protein of 366 amino acids. The record is from RefSeq and is a predicted model, not a curated record. Lineage: Eukaryota; Metazoa; Chordata; Mammalia; Dasyuromorphia; Dasyuridae. The transcript is spliced from 11 exons.